AUGGCUAGAUCCUACCAGCGAUUGUCGCUUGUCUUUCAACUUCAACGUUCUGUUGGCUACUUCAUAUUUCAAACAUACCUGCCUUGUGUGCUUAUCGUGAUGCUUUCGUGGGUGUCCUUCUGGAUUAAUCAUGAGGCAACGAGUGCUCGCGUCGCUUUAGGUAUCACAACUGUGCUCACAAUGACGACAAUCUCCACAGGAGUACGUCAGUCACUCCCUCGCAUCAGCUACGUCAAAAGUAUAGAUGUUUAUCUGGUGAUGUGCUUCGUUUUCGUAUUUGCUGCUUUACUUGAAUAUGCAGCUGUUAACUAUUCCUACUGGGGCAGAAGAGGAGAGGGAGGAGGAGAGGAAUGGCCAGCGAAUAGCACAAACAAAGAGGAUCAAGAAAGUGCUGUAAAUAUGAAAAGUUGGGGAGUGCCGAGCAGUUUCAUGGAUGAGCUGCAACAAUCUUCAGCUGAUCCACGCGCUCCGAAGCUGAACUCUGCUUCAACAACUCCAGCAGAUGCAAAUGCAACGAAUCGCAAGCGACCUGCAAGUCCUAUACAGUCUUUGUGCCCUUCAGGAGGAGAUGGCCUCGACGAUUCACCGGACUACCCCAGAUAUACAACAAUACAAGGAUUGAAAGCACGAAAAUCAUUGACGGCUAGGACUCGAAGGCAGCUCAGAAUGACUAGGAUGCGAGCUGCUACUAUGAAAAAUUCGUUGCGUAAAAUAGGGAAGCGAGCUCGAAAAGUGUUACCAACUAUUCGCGUGCGAGACGUCAAUGUCAUUGACAAAUAUUCAAGAAUUGUCUUUCCUGUUUGUUUUAUUGUUUUCAAUGUUUUCUACUGGGGAUACUAUUCGAUAAUUCAGUUGUGA
Molecule: messenger RNA, 858 nt
Organism: Strongylus vulgaris
Lineage: Eukaryota; Metazoa; Nematoda; Chromadorea; Rhabditida; Strongylidae
Source: the annotation of a GenBank genome assembly